This is a messenger RNA of Aureobasidium namibiae CBS 147.97, 1665 nucleotides long. RefSeq lists its product as uncharacterized. Lineage: Eukaryota; Fungi; Ascomycota; Dothideomycetes; Dothideales; Saccotheciaceae. The transcript is spliced from 3 exons. The record is from RefSeq and is a predicted model, not a curated record. The coding region runs from base 1 to 1665 and encodes 554 amino acids.
AUGAAAAGUUCAGGAGUGCUCCGUGCAUACGAAUAUGAGAGUGAUGUAUUGACCAGAGAGCAAUGUGAACAGAAAGCAGAAGGGGCAGUAGGGAAGGAAGAAGGAAUCAGGAGGCGCAGAGAUACAGAGGGUCAAGAAGAGAGACGGGUGAUAGGUAGACAGGAACGAGAAGAAUGGAUGAGUGGUACUCAUGACCAGGCGACUGUUGCAUCUGGAGCUGGAGAAGCUUCGACAGAGACAGAAGCCCCUAUCACGCCAUCUGGUGCCGAGAUCGAACAAGUAGACGACGGCUACCUCUUGCCAAACAACGCAAGCGUGCGUGAAGCCUAUGUGAUCAUCAAUGUCAAUGGUCUUGUACGGAUACAGGAGUCAAUACUGGGCGACUACCUGAGGAAUGUGUUCACAGAACCGGGCGACUACUCCCGAGCGCCCAAAGUGGGCCAGGCUCGAGGCGAGGUGGCCAUUACGUGGCUAGAAAUCAUGCACACCUGUGUGCGUCGUCUGGCGCAGCGUGACCCCAAGCGAGUACCAAAGUGCUUUGUGAUGACCCAGCAUCGCCGACCUGGUCCUAGAUCUGAGAAAGGCGAUGCGGGAGACAAAUGGAAGUGGACAUGGGACAAACACGACGCCGAUAUGCCCUGCCCCAACGUCGACAACACCGAGGAUGUCGGUCCACACCAAUGCCUAAAGGUCGUUGAUGAGCACACUUUGUGGCUCCUCAAUCCCUCACCAGGCGACUUCGAUAGACAAGAGGUGUUCGAUCGUUCGAACCAUGCUCAAGAGAUGGCCGAGGCGGCGCGCAUUGCUGAGGAGUCUGAUUCGGAUGUCGACGAUCUCGGGGGCGAUGCAGCAUACGAUGUGGUCACAUUGCCGGAGUAUCGAUCAUCAUCCCCAGUGGAAAACAGAGAGCAAGGCUACAACGAUACGUCAUCUACAUCCUCACAUGCUCAAGAGACUACUGAUACUGAGGUAUUGCACGGCGGUGAGGCCUCUGAUAGAGGUCAAGUCAACACUACAUCUGGCAGCGCUUCUCCAGGACAUGUCAGGCCUCUCACAGUGGCUAGCGAUUUCGGAGGCGACGCAGCGCGUGAUACAGUCACGCUGGAAGACAACCGUAUGUCCACGCCAGUCGAGAACAGAGCGCAAGGCCACAAUGAUCCGUCAUCAUCGCCUUCUGGAUCUUCUGGAAAGGGUGUUAUCAACCGCGUUCGUAACGCCAGUCGUGAAGUCAGUCGUAAAUUCAAAUCCUUGGGCCGCAGCUCGACCAGGCGAGGCUCAACUCCACCUGAGCCUGGUUCCCUGUCGCAAGCUACAUCUACCGCGGAAGUUGGUCUCGGAAAAAGUCAGCGAGUCUCUCGAAAGUCCCGUACGCCUAUAUGGGAUAUCUUCAUGGGACGUUUGCGUCCUUCAACCACUCCUCCAGAUGCAACUGCUACCUCGGCUCCCGCGCAGCUCCUUCCACCCCUUGAGCAGGGUAUCCCGGAGUUUGGUGAUGUUGUGGGGUUGACAGACCGUAUUGAUAACGUGGAGAUGCGUUCAGCUAUUCUUCCUACUAGAGUUCGUCCAAACCCUGGCCGUGAGCACAGUGCACAAGUUCCAGGAGAUCACUCCGUCUCACUCGAAGCCCGCAGUCCUUCUUCGAUGACCCAAAGACGUCGUAACUAG